ACGGGAUAGCUUGUCUCAGGAUAUUUUACGGGAUAAAUGGUCACAGGAUAUCUCCGCGGAUAGGUAAGAGUACCAGUUUACAUUUCAACUAUCACCAGCUGUUGCCAGAGUUUCCAAAGUACUAAAAAUAUAUCAAAACAUCACGUGACUACUUCCGUCAUGACAGAGCAGGCCCCCUGACAUGCGACGUAUGAGCCUGCGCAAAAAUCGACACGUGUUCGCUUCAGUGAUGGCGACCUUCAGCUUCAAGACUUGCCGGAACCCCGCGGCGGUUUGCGUUUGUUUCGUGGACCUUGUGUGGCUGUUCGUCAACCAUCUGUUCAACACCAAGCUGAGACGAGUGCUGCUAUUGGCUGGUUUGUUUAGCGUGGUCACGUGGUGGUCGGUGAGCAGAGGCGGGAUCAGAGAAACGGGAGAAUACUCCCGAUGGCACCCUAAGGAUCUACCCCGCCCUAAGACCAACGCCCAGGUCUUCCUCCCCCUCAGGGACCAAGACACCUUCAUGUACUCCGCCAUCGCCAACACCCACCAACCAGAAAACGGCGCCAUCAACAUCGUCAUCACCACCCUGGACGCCGGCCGGGCGUUUCUCGACUGCUGCGUACUGCUCGACAACAACACGCUCUUCGUGACUUCCGCCGAGGAGUACUUCUUCUACCACACCAUCGACGUCACCUUCGUGGCCAAGAUCAGCGAGUACUUCUCCCCGGGGGUGUACCUGGCCCGGCAGUACGUCUGCUCCGUCCCGGAUAUCGGUCAGUCCCCCGGUCACGUGACGCUAAAACCCCAAGGCGGUGUCUGUUCCAGUGAUAUAAAGGAUUAUCUCCCUGUUGUUUACCCCGCUGUUGUUCCAGGUGGAUUAGCCAUCUGCGCUAAGAUAGCCCAUAGCGGUGGCCUUGACCCUGAGAAGGUUAUUGAGUGGUUUGAGGUGCAGAGGUUGCUAGGGGUGGAUAAGGUGUUGAUGUUUAACAUGAAGAACCCCGAGAACCUGACGAGGGUGUUCCAGUAUUAUCAGGAGCUGGGCGUUCUUGACCUUCAGCCGUACGAGUUGCCUGGCAACCCGGCGAAUAGGACGUUGAUGGAGAGGGACAAGAGGACGACGCAGUUUCACCAUGAUGAAUCCUUGGCGGUACUUGAGUGUCGGCAAAGAAUGGCAGGCUAUUCAUACGUCAUGAGUCAUGAUGUGGACGAGUUCAUUAUUCCUAGGAGGGAUAUCAGCUUAAAGGAAUUUUU
This is a messenger RNA of Physella acuta, 1233 nucleotides long. RefSeq lists its product as uncharacterized. Gene Ontology annotation, cellular component: cytoplasm. Lineage: Eukaryota; Metazoa; Mollusca; Gastropoda; Physidae. Gene Ontology annotation, molecular function: glycosyltransferase activity. The record is from RefSeq and is a predicted model, not a curated record.